Molecule: messenger RNA, 2031 nt
Organism: Plasmodium gallinaceum
Lineage: Eukaryota; Apicomplexa; Aconoidasida; Haemosporida; Plasmodiidae
Product: conserved Plasmodium protein, unknown function
Exons: 2
Coding region: 1-2031 (676 amino acids)
Molecular function (GO): protein binding; mRNA binding
Source: RefSeq, a predicted model, not a curated record
AUGAAUAAAAAUUAUGAAAAUAUGAUUCAAAAUAAUGAUGAAUAUAAAGAAGAAUGUAUAUUUACAUCGAUUGAUAUUUUCAGUGGCCCAUAUAAUUAUUUAAGUUUUUAUUAUAUUUGUGAAAUACUUUUUAAUGAUUUUAGUUUCAUUUCGCCUUACCAUUGCUAUUUUUUUUUAAGGAAUCAAUUUGAUAAUAUAAAAAAUGUUGAAAAUAAUUUUAUGAAAAAUACUGAUAGUAGCAUUUGUGAAUGUGAUGCUUUAAAUAUAAUAAAUGAAAAAAAAGCAAUUGAAUUAUUUCAAAAUGAAAAUGUAAUUUAUUAUGAUGAAAAUGAAUUAACGGAUUUAAAGAGAAAGACAUUUGAGAAUAUUAUUGAUGUUAUAAAUAAAUUAACUAUACCUGAUUUAAUUGAGAUAUCUGCAUAUUUUAAUGAAAACCCUAAUUGGAUAAAAAAUAAAUUUACAUGGAUGGAUAUGAUACAAAGAGAUAAAUUCAGAAGAUACGAAAAAAUGAGAGAAAAUUUAAGAGAAACAGGAAAACGUGAAAUAAUUUAUAAGGUAAAUAGUGAAGAAAUAGAAAAAAUAAAAAAUAAAAAUAUGAUAAAAGAUUUUUUAUUUUUUGGUGUUUAUAAUAAUAAAGGACAGAAUCAUUUAGGUAGAAUUUAUAUGAGUAUACGAAAUGAUAUAUUAAGAAAUUAUGAAAUUUAUACUUGGCUUUUAACGAAUUGUAACAUGCAAACAGAUGAAAAUUUACUAGCAGAUAUUUUUAUUGAAGAAAAAUAUUUAGAAAAAAAAUUAAUUGAUACUACUUCUGUAUAUAAUGAUAAGCUAAUUGAAAAAACAAAAAAAGAGCUUUCAGAUAAUCUAAAUUAUACAGAUGAUUGUUUUUUAGUUGAAGAAAAAACAAAAAAUUAUUCUUUUGAAAAAAAAGAAUAUAUAUCAUUUGGUAAAAAUGAAAAAAAUGAUAUUAUUUGUUUUAAUCCAUCUAUUUCAAGAUUUCAUUGUAUAUUAUAUAUUUGUAAAGAUUAUCAUGUUUAUCUAAUAGAUGUUGGUUCGAAAUCUAGAACAAAACUAAAUAAUAAUGUUUGCGAAAUUCAUAAAAAAUAUAAAAUUACAAAUAAUGAUGUAAUUAGUCUAGGGGUAUCUAAGAGAACAUAUAAAAUAAACAUAAAUAUUGAAAAAGUUUUGUCAUAUUUAGACAAAAAAAAAAAUGAAAUAAAUAAGAGGAUGAAAAUUAUGAAUGAAGAAAUUGAAAAUCCAAUGAAAAAUACAAAUUUUCUAAAAUUAAAAAUUUCUAAUAUAUAUUAUAAAUGCAAUGAAAAUGAUAUCUUAGAUUUUUUCAAAAAUUGUGGUGAAAUCAAAAAAAUACAAUUAUAUAAUGUACAUUCAAAAAAUAAUUCUAAUAAUUCUAAAAAACACAAAUUUUUAAAAGAAGCAUUAAUAGAAGUUUAUGAUAAAGAAACAUCUAUGAAAAUUAUGGAAAAUAAUGAAUGUUUUUUAUAUGGAAGAAAAAUUUAUAUUUCUUAUCAGCCUAUACAAAAUAAUGAUCAUGAUUCAACUUAUAAAAAAGAUGAAAACUAUGAAAUUCAAAUAACAUGCAAAAAUAAUAAAUAUAAUGGAGAAUCAUUUGUCAUACCUAAGGGAAAAUUUAAUCAUAGAAAAAAUAGAAAUGAAAAAAUUUAUGAUAAAAACAACAGGGAUAAAAAAAUGAAUAGAGAUAGGAGUCAUUGUGAUAAACUUAGAAAUGAAAAAUAUGAAAGUGAAAAAUAUUAUAAAAAUUAUAAAAUAAAAAAUAAUAAAACAAAUAGAAAAAGAAGUUUGUCCUCAGAAACUUUAAAUAGUGAAAGUGAGAGAAGUAAUAGUAUAAGUAAAAGAGAUAAAAGAAAUUCAUUGAAUCUUAAAAAAUAUAAAAAGAGACAUAUAGAUAAAAAAAAUGAAAAUAUUAAUGUUAAUAAAAGAAAGAAAAACAAGUAUUCUAGUUCUUAUUCUCUUAGUAAUUCAAGUAGUGAAAGUGUUCUUAUGAGAAACACAUAA